Molecule: messenger RNA, 1338 nt
Organism: Amblyraja radiata (thorny skate)
Lineage: Eukaryota; Metazoa; Chordata; Chondrichthyes; Rajiformes; Rajidae
Product: zinc finger protein 432-like
Exons: 2
Source: RefSeq, a predicted model, not a curated record
UAUGAUUGCGACGUGUGUGGCAAGGCCUGGCAGAGCCCGAGCGAGCUGGAGGCCCACCGGCGGGUGCACACGGGAGAACGGCCCUUUGCCUGCUCGGACUGCAGCAAGAGUUUCAAGACGGCGAGUGACCUGGAGACCCACCGGCGGUUGCACACGGGCAAGAAGCCCCAUGUCUGCUCCACCUGCGGCAAGAGCUUUGCCUUCUUGUCGGGGCUGUGGAAUCACCGGCGGGUGCACAGCAGUGAGCGGCACUUCACCUGCCCCGACUGCGGCAAAGGCUUCAAGUCGUCCAGGGAACUGAAGGUGCACAGGCGCGUGCACACCGGCGAGCGCCCCUACACCUGUAGCUACUGCGGCAAGGGCUUCACCCGGUACAGCGGCCUGCAGAAUCACCAGCGCACCCACACCGGCGAGCGCCCCUACACCUGCGCCCAGUGUGGCAAGGGCUUCACCACCUCCACCAGGCUGCUGAUACACCAGCGCACCCACAACGGCGAGCGCCCCUACACCUGCGCCCAGUGCGGCAAGGGCUUCACCCAGUCCAGCAGCCUGCUGGUUCACCAGCGCAGCACCCACACCGGCGAGCGCCCCUACACCUGCGCCCAGUGCGGCAAGGGCUUCACCAACUCCACCACGCUGCCGAUACACCAGCGCAUCCACACCGGCGAGCGCCCCUACACCUGCGCCCAGUGUGGCAAGGGCUUCACCCAGUCCUCCCACCUGCUGGUUCACCAGCUCACCCACACCGGCGAGCGCCCCUUCACCUGCGCCCAGUGCGGCAAGGGCUUCACCCGCUCCAGCCACCUGCAGAGGCACCAGCUCACCCACAUCGGUGAGCGCCCCUGCGCCCAGUGCAACAAGGGCUUCACCAACUCUGGCGCCCUGCUGUUUCACCAGCGCACCCACACCGGCGAGCGCCCCUACACCUGCGCCCAGUGCGGCAAGGGCUUCUCCACCUCCACCAGGCUGCUGAUACACCAGCGCAUCCACACCGGUGAGCGCCCAUUCACCUGCGCCCAGUGCGGCAAGGGCUUCACCCAGUCUACUCACCUGCUGGUUCACCAGCGCACCCACACCGGCGAGCACCCCUACACCUGCGCCCAGUGCAACAAGGGCUUCACCCAGUCCAGCAGCCUGCAGAAGCACCAGCGCACACACACCGGCGAACGCCCCUACACCUGCGCCCACUGCGGCAAGGGCUUCACCCAGUCCUCCAACCUGCUGCUUCACCAGCGCACCCACACCGGUGAGCGCCCCUACACCUGCGCCCAGUGCGGCAAGGGCUUCACCCGCUCCAGCAGCCUGCAGAGGCACCAACGCACCCACACCGGCUAGCGC